UCCCGCGGAACUCUCCCGCGCGCGGCCGCGUUUCCCGGCGGCCCCCCCCCGGAACGGUGCCCUUUGGCUGCCGGACCGCCCGGGCGGGAGACCGGAAGUGGCGGGGCCGCCAUGGCGGCGCCCGGAGCGCCCGGCCCGGGCCCGGCAGCCGCGCCCCCCACGGUGUUGAUGGCGGCCCGGGCGGAGCUGGCCGCGCCCUGCCGCCUCCUACCCGACGCCGGCGCCGCGCUCCGCCUGCAGCUCAGCGUGCAACCGGGAGCCGACGGCCGGCGCCGCUUCCGCCUGGGCCUGCGGCUGCCGGAGGCGGGGGGCGGCGCGCCCCUGGCCGAGUUUGACCUGCGGGACGUUUCCUACCGAGUGUGCGGCCCCACGAGCCACGAGCUGCAGCUGCCACCCGAGGGGACAGAGGGGACAGCAGGGACAGAGGGGACAGCGGGGACAUCGGGGACAUCGGGGACGGUGGCACUGCGGUUCCCCGAGGAGCGCGAGGCCCAGCAGUGGUGGACAGUGCUGAGCAGCUCCCUGAGGGAGGCACGGAGAGCGCUCGAGGGUGACACGGGGACAUCGCUGGUGGCACCCCCUGAGGAUCCCGAGCAGGACACGGAGCAGGCGCAGCUCCUGGAGCUGGCACAGACAGAGGAGCAGGCCCUGCUGCUGUCCCGGUCCAUCUCUCAGGGUGACGCGGCGGGGGCGGCGCGUGCCGCGGUGGCGCUGGCUCGGAGACGCGCGGAGCUCGGCGUGACCCUGAGGGACGGCGAGCCCGGAGCCCACAUCAGUAUGCCGGUGGGGGUGGAGGAUGCCACCUCCUCUGCCAGCAUCACCCUGCAGGUUCAGCCUCACCUGAGCAUCAGCAGCCUCAAGGAGCAGGUGUACCUGCAGUACGGGUUCCACCCCCUGGCGCAGCGCUGGAUCAUCGGGCAGAGCCUGUGCCAGGACGGGCGCACCUUGGGCUCCUACGGCAUCCGGCGCCACGGGGACCCUGCUCACCUGUUCCUGCUGUCGGCGCGGGCCGCGGGGCUGGGCCCCGAGCGCUACCGCCAGCUGCAGGUGCGCGGCCUGCUCCGCGCCGCGGGGAGCGGCUCACCUGGCGCAGGGGGUGUCCCCGACCCCGCGGAGGGGCCGGACUCCGGGGACGGGGGGGACGUCCCGGGGGACGUCGGGGACCUGCGGGAUCACCUGGGCUCCCUGCAGCUCCGGGACGGCGCCGAGCCCCGCCCGGCCUCACCUGAGCAGCCGGGCUGGCCGUGUCCCCGCUGCACGUUCCUGAACAAGCCCACCCGGCCGGGCUGUGAGAUGUGCAGCUCCCCCCGGCCCGAGGGCUACCGGGUGCCCGGGGACCACCGGCCCGACCCCGCCGAGCUCCGCAGGCUGCAGAGGGAGCGCGACGGCACGCGCCAGUGCCAGCAG
Molecule: messenger RNA, 1407 nt
Organism: Cinclus cinclus
Lineage: Eukaryota; Metazoa; Chordata; Aves; Passeriformes; Cinclidae
Product: ranBP-type and C3HC4-type zinc finger-containing protein 1-like
Exons: 8
Molecular function (GO): protein binding
Source: RefSeq, a predicted model, not a curated record